AUGCUAGAGCUGAACCAGAUUCCACGGGCAAAUGAAAUCAACUUCGCGGUUCUGACUACUUUGCCUACCUUCUUUCUCACUCUUUCACUGGCUCCAACGUGCGUGGGGCUUCCCCACGUGACUCUUCUGCGUUCUGGAAUCUUUAAUAGGGCCCACUGA
Sphenostylis stenocarpa is the source of this 159-nucleotide messenger RNA. Lineage: Eukaryota; Viridiplantae; Streptophyta; Magnoliopsida; Fabales; Fabaceae. The record is from the annotation of a GenBank genome assembly.